Sarcophilus harrisii (Tasmanian devil) is the source of this 1025-nucleotide messenger RNA. RefSeq names its product fatty acid binding protein 7 (gene FABP7). Gene Ontology annotation, cellular component: cytosol; nucleus. The coding region runs from base 184 to 582 and encodes 132 amino acids. The transcript is spliced from 4 exons. Gene Ontology annotation, biological process: fatty acid transport. The record is from RefSeq and is a predicted model, not a curated record. Gene Ontology annotation, molecular function: fatty acid binding. Lineage: Eukaryota; Metazoa; Chordata; Mammalia; Dasyuromorphia; Dasyuridae.
GAAAGAGGGACGGAGGAGGGGUGGAGAUUUCAGCUCUAAUCCUUGCUCUUUGCCCGCCUCUUCUUCAAAUAAGAAGCUGGAGCUGAAUAGCUGGGACAUAUUCUAAACCUCAGGGCCAGGAAAAUCAAUCUUAUCUUCUCAGUUGUCUGAAGCUAGUGAGGGAGGUUUAAAAAAAAAAAAAGAAUGGUGGAGGCUUUCUGUGCUACCUGGAAGCUGACUGACAGCCAUAACUUUGAUGAAUACAUGAAGGCACUAGGAGUGGGCUUUGCCACUAGGCAGGUGGGGAAUGUGACUAAACCAACAGUGAUAAUCAGUCAAGAAGGGGACAAAGUGGUGAUCAGGACUCAGAGCACCUUCAAGAACACAGAAAUCAGCUUCCACUUGGGAGAAGAAUUUGACGAAACAACUCCAGAUGAUAGAAACUGCAAAUCUGUUGUGAGCUUGGAUGGUGAUAAGCUAGUUCAUGUUCAAAAAUGGGAUGGCAAAGAGACAAACUUUGUAAGAGAAAUUAAGGAUGGCAAAAUGGUCAUGACUCUCACCUUUGGAGAUGUGGUGGCUGUUCGUCACUAUGAGAAGGCAUGAAUGGCAUCAUGAUGGCCCCCUGUCCAGAUGAACACUUCAGGAAAAGUUUUUGGUUUUUUUCUGUCACUCUAAUAUGAGUACCAUUGAACCAUCAUCCUACUGAUGUGAAUGCCACUGAUGUUGCUCUGGAAGGUGAUGAGCCUUUUAAAAAUGUUGUUCGAGUCAAUUUUCCCAUUUGUAAAACUUUGCAUGGUCUUGGAACCACAUUUUUUACAAAGGAAAAAUAAAUAAUUUUUUUAUGAUUUGUGGGGGAAAUUCAAGUCAAAUAAAGAUAAAAUGUUAGAAAUAUGUCUAGCUUUGUGAGUUAAUGGAAGUUCUUUGGGAGGUAGGCAUGAAGGCAGCUUAUAACAAAUUAGCCUUUUAUAAAGACUUGUGGUUCUUAGAAUCUCUUUGUGCAGAAUGCCCCAAAAAAAAAAAAAAAAAAAAAAAAAAAACAUAACUAA